CAAGGACAAAAUUUUGGUCCUAUGAGGAUUUUGCAGAAAGCGCUAAUAAUGAAAGAAGAAUAUGAACAAGCCACUGUGAGGAACAUGCAUGUUUCCUCAGUACAGGGAUCUAAUAAGCAAUCUACAGAAAAAUGGACCCCUCCACCAGAUUUGAUAGUUAAGAUCAACUAUGAUGCUGCAGUUUCUCUUUCUUCUAAUAGAGCAGGGAUGGCAGUUGUUUGUAGGGAUUCUAGAGGCUCUCUUCUUGAUGGCCUAGUUUUCAAGCAAGCUGUUGCAUCAGUUUUGAUGGCAGAAGCUUUAGCUCUUCGUGCUGCAAUAGAGGAAUGGAACCAUGAACAAAUGUGGAGAGCUUUCAGUGGAUAUGGCAGAGUCAUAGAUAUCUGCGUACCAAACAGGAAGGACAAAUAUGGAAGACGGUUUGGUUUCGUCAGGUUUCAAGAUGUGAAAAAUGUCAGUAUGAUGGAGAAGGAGUUAGAUCAGAUCAAAGUAGGAGGAGUUAAGAUCCAUGUCAACCAACCGAGGUUUGAUAGACAGACAAAAAUGCAGAAGGAAGGAGAUCGGAAAAGUGCAGUCGGGGCCGUUAGAUUUGAGGCAAAUAGGCAAGCAAGUUUAUCCUAUGCAGAAGCUCUCAGAGGAGUGAAGAUGAACAGGCUUGGGACUGCCCAGGAUAAUGCUACAGAGCAACUGAGGAUUCACACGGAAAUUGAUAGAAAUGCCACUCACAGGAUGAACGGAAAAAGGGAGUGGAUAGCCAAAAACAAAGAUGUUGAAUGGCGAGGAUGGGAAUUCAAAACCAAGGAACUAGAUUUUGAAUGGGUGAAAGGCAGCUUUGUUGGGACAGCCCGAGCAGUAGAGUUAAUCCCAACAAUUCAAGAGAAGUUCUACAUGGAGAGAUACUUCUCUGUUUCAUUAAAACCAAUGGGUGGGAAGCUAGUGAUUUCAAAGCAGCUUACUGUGAAAAUCGAUGGAGAAUUCUACAACAUCAAGUGUGUAGAAGAAGAGCAUUCCAACAACUUAUUCACUAUGAGAUCCGAUCAUGUGAUUAACAGUAUGUCUAGUAGUGAGCAGGAUAGUGAGUCAUGGUCACCAAGUUCAGUGGAAGCAAUAAGACCUACUCAAGGUGAAGAUGAAAGAUUUUCAAGCUUUUCUGAUAAUGAAGAUAAGGAAGACAAUGACGUGGCACCUUGGUUUGAGUGGGAAGAGGAGGGCAAAAAGGAGAAUCAAUGGGAAAGACUAGAGAUGGCGAUUGCUCCUUUUGAAAAAGUAACGAUGCAGACGGGAUUAACGAAGUCAAAGAAACUGAAGAAAAUGGCAGUAGGAUCAAAGAAACAGAUGUUGAAAAAAUGGGCAUCAAUUUGGAGAGGGACCAAAUCAGCAAUAAGGACGGUGGAACAAGAUGACAAUGGGCUAGAACCAAAUGGGCCAGGAAAGAAAUACAAUGAUCAUGCAAGAGAGGCCCAAAUCACAACACAAGCCCAAACACACUCCAAUGGAUCGGUAAAACACCCCAAUGGCAUGAGUAACAAAAAGCCUAUGAAGAUGAAGAUAAAAAACAAAGGACACAGUAUAGGAGAGUCUGAGAGUCGGAGAUCUUUUUUCCAAGAGAUGGAUAGCGACUCAGGGACGGUGCGAGACUGGAUGAAGGGGAAGGAAAAGCCACAAGUUCGUAAAAGAAUCAGGAGGUCCAAGUCAUGGGCAUCAGUUUAUAAGGCUACUAAGGUAAUCAAAACAGAAGCAAGGAAAGGAAGACAAGGUACAUCUAGGGAAAACCAGCUGAAAAACUUGUCUUUGCCGAAGUUCCUUCCAGAUAUGAAUCAUGCAGUGGCCGAUGAGUCGUUAACUGACAGCAACAUCAACAUCAACAAUUGCAACAAGACUAUCUUAAAAAGCAAGAAGGACUUUGGAGCAGGAGAAAUUUGGGAAUUUGCAAAGCUAAUUGGUAACGAGACACAGGGGAAUGAGGAAGCUAUCUUAUGGAGAUUGGAGAAAUUAGAGGAAAAGGAUAGACAAUCACAAAGGCCCAACAAACGGACAUGCAAUCUUGAAGGGGAAGAAAAGGAGAUAAAGAAAGCAGUGUGGGACUGUGAUAGCUCCAAGGCCCCUAGACCAGACAGUUUCAAUUUUGGCUUUCUGAAAGCAAUGUGGGAGAUGAUCAAGAAUGAUGUAAUAAAAUUUGUAGAAGACUUUCAAAAGAAUGGGAAGCUAGUUAGAGGCUCAAAUGCAUCUUUCAUUGUCCUGAUAUCGAAAAAGGAAAACCCACUAAUGGACAGUGUUGUUGUGGCCAAUGAAACCAUUGAUGAGAUAAGAAAGAAGAAGAAAAAGAGCCUCAUUUUCAAAAUUGACUUCGAGAAGGCUUAUGAUAAGGUUUCUUGGGAAUUUAUAGAAUACAUGAUGAGACGUAUGGGCUUUGACAGUGUAUGGAGGAAGUGGAUUAUGGAGUGUCUACGGUCGAGCUCAAUCUCCAUUUUAUUGAAUGGCAGUGCAACAAAAGAAUUUAAAGUGAGUAAGGGCUUGCAACAAGGGAACCCCCUCUCGCCUAUCUUGUUCCUUAUCAUCGCCAAGGGACUUUCGAGCCUAUUAAUGUCUGCUACAACAAAGGAAUGUUUCAAAAGAGUUACAGUGGGUGUGAAGGGGCUGAGAAUUUCCCAUCUCCAAUUUGCAGACAACACUAUCAUGUUUGGAGAAGCAUUGGAAAGAAAUGUCAAGGCAAUUAAAAGCAUCUUGAGGAUCUUCGAAAUGGUUUCCAAACUCAAGAUCAACUACAAUAAAAGCAAAUUGUAUGGAAUGAAUAUGGAAGAGGAAGUGCUACAACACUGGGUUGUGUUCUUAAAUUGCAAAACUGGUAAAUUGCCCAUGACUUACUUGGGAAUGCCAAUUGAAGCAAGAUUGAAGAGCAAAGACACAUGGGAAGGACUGGGAGGGUGUGAGGAAGUGCUACAACACUGGGCUGUCUUCUUAAAUUGCAAAACUGGUAAAUUGCCCAUGACUUACUUGGGAAUGCCAAUUGAAGCAAGAUUGAAGAGCAAAGAUACAUGGGAAGGACUGAUUCUCAAGGCACAGUGCAACAAAUGGAAACAUGGAUUGAUGAAACAUGGAGAUGGAAACUAAGAUGGAGAAGAAGGCUAUUAGCAUGGGAGCAAGAACAAGAAGCACAACUCCAAGAAAUAAUACACAAGGUGCAACUUCGAAGAGAUGUCAAAGACAGAUGGCGAUGGAGCUACGAGAAAGAUGGAAAUUACACAAUAAAAUAGCAUACAACUU
Rubroshorea leprosula is the source of this 3261-nucleotide messenger RNA. NCBI's taxonomy places the organism in Eukaryota, Viridiplantae, Streptophyta, Magnoliopsida, Malvales, Dipterocarpaceae. The record is from the annotation of a GenBank genome assembly.